Messenger RNA from Cyprinus carpio (common carp), 3783 nucleotides. Its product is annotated as mucolipin-1-like. Gene Ontology annotation, molecular function: NAADP-sensitive calcium-release channel activity. The record is from RefSeq and is a predicted model, not a curated record. Gene Ontology annotation, cellular component: plasma membrane; lysosomal membrane. NCBI's taxonomy places the organism in Eukaryota, Metazoa, Chordata, Actinopteri, Cypriniformes, Cyprinidae.
AAUCCGCAGCUUCAGAGUUUGUCACAUGAUGUUGUUGUCUGGUCACGUGACCUCAUCGGAAGUUGCCUGUGCUGCUCGCGAGCGGUCACUUGUAAACAUGCGGUAACUGGAGAGGAACCCUUCAAUUAACCACUGAGGGCCAAACCAAGCCUGUUGAACAGAUUCGGGUCCUGUUGUACUGUGAGUUAAACUGGGAUUUUAAUGCCGACGGCUUUUACGCGGGAUUUUAAAUCGCUGACAUGGCCGAGGUGGACGCGAAUAAAGGCAGUCACGUUUCCUCCGAAGAGGAUAGGAUGCUGUUUCCGGUGACAGGCUGUGGUAUGAAUGACUGCAGGGAUGAGUAUAGCAACCCAAGACCAUCCCCAGUUGCAGGUGGCUGGAUAGGUGCUGACCAAGAAGAGGAAGCAUUGCGCAGGAAGUUAAAAUAUUUCUUCAUGAGUCCCUGUGAAAAGUACCAAGCCAAAGGCCGAAAACCUUUUAAAUUGGUUUUGCAAAUACUGAAGAUUCUUAUAGUAACUAUACAGCUGGUACUUUUUGGCUUAAGCAAUGAGAUGGCGGUGACGUUUAAGGAGGAAAACACAGCCUCGUUUAAACACCUUUUUCUCAAAGACUAUGAUGAUUCAAAUGAUGCACUUGCUGUUUACACACAGAGUGAUGUUUAUGACCACAUGUUUUACGCAAUAGAACAGUACCUGGCUUUGCCAGAGAAUACCGUGGGCCGUUAUGCGUAUGUGUAUAAUGUCGGUGUGAAUGGAAGUGCGCUUUCUCUGUGUCAGCAGUAUUAUAAAAAAGGCAGGAUUGAUCCAGCUAACGACACCUUCAACAUUGAUCCGCAUGUGGUUACAGACUGUAUCGGAGUGAACCCUUUGUCCACUCCCACACCAGGUCUGGGCCUUGAUUACAGGAACUUCACCCUCAAGUUUCACAAGCUCAUUAAUGUCACCAUACAGUUCCAGUUGAAGGCUAUAAAUCUCCAGACCAUCAUCCACAAUGAAAUUCCUGACUGUUACACUUUCUUCAUUACGAUUCUGCUGGAUAACAAGGCCCACAGUGGUAAAGUUAAGAUCAGUCUUGAUAAUCAGGCCUCCAUUAAGGAGUGUAAAGACCCAAGUGUGUCUGGACCCGCUGAUAGUUAUGCCCGUGUGUGGUUUGACGGGGUCGUUUUAAUGGUGUGUACUUGCUCUCUGCUCCUCUGUGGUCGCUCUAUAAUCAAAGGAAUAAUUCUUCAAAAUGAGUUUGUGAAGUACUUUAAGACCUCUCUGAAGCGUGAUGUUUGUUGGGGAGACAGAAUGGAGUUUAUUAACGGAUGGUAUAUUCUGCUCAUCAUUAGCGAUGUGCUAACUAUCACAGGCUCCUUCAUCAAGAUCAGCAUUGAGCUAAAGAAAUUCUCAUCCUACGAUGAGUGCGGGAUCCUCUUGGGCACCUCAACGUUAUUGGUUUGGGUUGGAGUUAUUCGCUACCUCACCUUUUUUAAGAAGUACAAUAUUCUCAUCGUCACUUUACAAGCUGCAUUCCCUAAUGUGAUCCGUUUCUGUUGCUGUGUGGCGGUGAUCUACCUUGGUUAUUGCUUCUGUGGGUGGAUUGUGCUGGGACCCUACCAUGUUAAGUUCCGCUCUCUCUCUCUGGUGUCUGAGUGUCUUUUCUCUCUGAUCAAUGGAGAUGACAUGUUUGUGACCUUCAGCGGCAUGCAAGAGAGCAGCAUGCUUGUCUGGGUCUUCAGUCAGGUUUACCUUUACACGUUCAUCUCUCUGUUCAUUUACAUGGUGCUCUCGCUCUUUAUCGCUCUUAUCACUGGAGCUUAUGAGACCAUCAAGCAUCAAAUUCAGGAGCCUGUCCAUAUGACUGAUCUGCACGUGUUCAUCGCUGAGUGCACUGACACACCCUGCUCUGGAAAGUUCCGCGGGAUCGAGACCUCGCCGUGCUCUGUCUUCUGCUGCUUUGACAGAACCACCACAUAUGAGGAUGUGCACCUCAUCAACUAGUACAAUCAUGGGACUUGAUGCCUGAAGAUCCCUCUGCUGGUCACCUUGCAGUAGUGCAACAGGAAGGAAGCCAGUAGCUCCAGACAAAAUACCCAAGAAGUCACAGUCGCUUCACUUUGGACCUUAAGUGGAGAAGAGCAUAAAUUAUUUUAACAGAAGAAUUGCUCCAGUCUGUGAAAAUUUAAGUUUUACCUCAAAUUGAUUUUAGUUUUAACUUUAUUCUGAAGGUUGCUAAACGCAGCCCAGUACUGUCUCUGUCUGUACUGAUACACUAAGAAGGUUUGAACUGAGACAGUAUUAGACAGAUAACAAACUGCACAAGUGCAAGCGAUAUGUACAACAAUCAUUCCCUGAAUGUUGAUCCCACAUGUUCGUUCAGUGCACGUGCUGUGGUGUGCAAGUGGGUCAUCAGUGACCAAUACUGGGAGACAUAGUGGUCAGUCAUCCUAUUGGUGUUCAUAAUGUUGGAUAGUUUUUUAUGUCUUUGAGUAACGUUUAGUCAUGUGCAACAUCUGCACCAGAAGAAGGCUGAACUGGCAGGCCUAAGCUUUAACAGAUGUAAAACUCUGCUGCAAAAAAAAAAGAGACCAUGUGAUUAAACAUAAUCAAAAAAAGUAGUCUCUUAUUCAGCACUUAGAGCAGAAACCACAAUCCCUGGUGUCUUGAUAUCAUCUCCACUUAUCCAUAACAAAAAUACAUGCUCUGCUAGUAUGAAUUCACACCCAGAAUGCCUCAGAAACUUAGCCUUAACACUUCCUGGUGUGUAGAGCUGGCUGUAAUUUGGAAUGUAAUACCUCAUUUUUGAAGAGGAUGACUUUCAGUUGCUUUUUGUAUUUUUCUGAGCUUUUGGUACACAAGUUUACUAGUAAUGAUACCUCCAUAAUUUGAUUCCAUACUGAUUUAUUGUUUAAUAUGAAUCAAAUCUGAAUCAAAUCACUCGCUUUGCAUACCAUAAGUCAGUCUUAUUUUAUAAAUUAUAUUGGACCUUAACCUUGAUGAUCUAGUGUUUUCUGGAAAAUACAACCACCCUUCAUCAGCUUUGUUUUAAAACAGAGGCCUUCAAGAACACCAUUGUAAGAUUACUUGCACAGUGUUCUGUUACCAUGGUGACAUAUUAGAACAGUAGAACUCAUCAAAAAUGCUUGACCCAUGCAUGACUCUCACUUAAGAGGACUAACAAGCCUAAAUACAUUAUCUUCUCCAUUAUACCUGACUGAAAAGUGAAGGAAGCCAUUAAUUCAAGUGCACAAUAAGUGGGACCUAUCAUAUUAUUAUGAUGUCAGUGAACUGCUUUUUGGUCAAAUUACAUGAUUAGAUUUUCCUUUUAAUACGUCUGUAUUAUUUUAAUGUGUAAUUCAAUCUUGUUGUAAUGUAGUGUUUUAUUUAUGUUGUGUUGGCUCUGUUGUCUUUCUGCUUCAAAUGAAUUUAAAGCGCACAAUCUGCAAACAGACCACACUUUCUGUUACUAACAUGUGAAGCUACACAGUGAUGUUGUUCAGAAGUCACAUCACAUCAUAUGUUGUCAGAUGUGUACCUGAAAUAUUUCAGAUUUUAUUUUAGCCUGAUAAUUGUCUUUUUAAAUGUUUAGUAAUGGACAACUUGUGCAAAUACCUUGCUGAUCAAUGCAACACAAACAGCAUGUAGAUAAAGUGAUGUAGAAGAAUGUACUUUAAAAAGGAUUUUUCUUUUGUUUUAAACAUUUGUACAAGUGUCAUUGCACAUUUUUCCCCCUAAACUUUGGUCUUGACAGGGUCUUUUUUUUUAUGUACACAUGUAUUGUUCAAUACAGAGAUUUUCUAAA